Messenger RNA from Talaromyces marneffei, 1014 nucleotides. RefSeq lists its product as uncharacterized. Lineage: Eukaryota; Fungi; Ascomycota; Eurotiomycetes; Eurotiales; Trichocomaceae. The coding region runs from base 1 to 1014 and encodes 337 amino acids. The transcript is spliced from 2 exons. The record is from RefSeq and is a predicted model, not a curated record. Gene Ontology annotation, molecular function: oxidoreductase activity.
AUGCCUAGGUACGCCAAAGACCAGGACAUCGACUUCAAAAACGCCAUUGAAAGAGUUGCCAUUGUCGGCGCUGGAGGCACAAUUGGAUCGCACAUUGCCAACGCCCUUCUCAAAACCGGAAAACACAAAGUUACGGCCCUGUCCCUCAAAGACAGCGGUAACAAACUGCCAGAGGGACUCUCAGUCGCCGUAGUCGACUACGAUUAUGAGGCCACCAUUCUUGCCGCCCUCAAGGGCCAGCAAUUUCUAAUCAUAACCAUGGCUCCUACUGCUCCGCGGGAUACCCACAGCAAGCUCGUUCAAGCAGCCGCCAAAGCCGACGUUCCCUACAUCAUGCCAAACGGGUACGGCGCCGACAUUGACAACAUCAAACUCGGCGAGGACACGCUAUUGGGGCCUGUGGCCAAGGCCAACAGGGAUGAGAUUGAGAGUCUCGGUAUGCAGUGGAUCGCGGUCUGCUGUGGGUUUUGGUACGAUUACAGCCUGGCCGGCGGCGAGGCGCGCUUUGGAUUCGACUUUGACAAGCGUUCCUUAACGGUGUAUGACGAUGGUAACACCAACAUCUCUACUUCAACGCUAGCGCAGGUUGGGCGCUCUGUGGCCAAAGUACUGAGUCUGAAAGAGCUGCCCGAGGAUCAAAACGAUAAGAGCCUUACACUGUGGACGUUCCUCAACAAGGGCGUAUACAUCAAGAGCUUUGUAGUCAGCCAAAACGACAUGUUCGAGAGCGUCAAGCGGGUCACCGGUACAACUGACGCUGACUGGACGAUAGCUUAUGAAAACACCAAAAAGCGAUACAAUGAUGGCCUAGCGCUAGUAAAAGCGGGCAACAUGGCUGGCUUUGGAAAAUUGCUGUAUGCAAGAGCGUUUUAUCCGGAUGAGUCUAGUGAUCUCUCCGGGAAGGCGCAGAAUGAAUUGCUUGGAUUACCAGACGAGAGUCUGGGUGAGGCUACCAAGGCUGGGAUAGAUUUGGUCAAGGAGCUACAGCUUCGUGUUGAGCGUAUGGCGUCGUAG